Molecule: messenger RNA, 1670 nt
Organism: Camelina sativa (false flax)
Lineage: Eukaryota; Viridiplantae; Streptophyta; Magnoliopsida; Brassicales; Brassicaceae
Source: RefSeq, a predicted model, not a curated record
CUUCCCCCGAGUACGUAAUUCCUACAACAGCAGAUUCUUAUGAUCAUCAUGUACUACCUCUGUUUUGGUGCAACAAUAAAGAAUUUGAUGCCGAUGGUGGGUGUGACCUAUGCAGAGGCUCAAAUUUUGGUACAGACUAUUACUUCUGUAACUACUGUGAUGAUAAAUUCCAUAAAGAAUGUAUCGAGUCUCCACUAAAAAUUAAUCAUCCUUACCACCCUCAACAUCCUCUCCAACUUUUACUUCGUUGUUAUGGGGAUUCCGGAGAUAUUGAGUGUUUAUGUUGUAGAAUAUUAGCAAAUGGGUUAAUGUAUCAUUGUACGAUAUGUCAGAUUUUUAUGCAUCCAACAUGUGCGAUGAAACCAAUACCCUUUGUUGUAGACCCACCAAAAAACCAUGUUCAUCCUCUCAUGUUUUUCCCCAGACAAACUUGCUUAACUUGUAACCUUUGUGGUUGGCUGAGACAAGUUUGUCCCACCUACAUUUGUGUCAGAUGCAACUUUGUAUCUCAUGCUGAUUGUAUGAAUCUCCCACACAUCAUCAAGAUAUCACGUCACCACCACCGUAUCUCCUUCACUUUUUCUUUUCCAUCAAGAUUAGAACGGUUUUGUGGAGUUUGUCGUCAAAGUAUUAACGGUGAUUAUGGUGCGUAUACUUGUGACACGUGUAGCGAUUAUGUUGUUCAUCCAUUAUGUGCUACAUGGAAGAAUAUGUGGGAUGGAAAAGAACUCGAAGGUGUACCAGAAGAAGAUGAUAUAACACAAGAUAUUGGGCCAUUCGAAAUGAUAUCUGAAGGAGUGAUACUUUAUUUUCUUCAUGGCCAUCAUCUACGGCUCGAGGUCAAUAUACUUUAUGACGAGAAUAAAUUUUGUCAAGCGUGUGUCCUUCCUAUCUAUGAAGGUAACUUGUAUUCAUGUAUGGAGUGUGAGUUCAUCCUCCAUGAAACAUGUGCUAAGGCUCCCCGUAGAAUUCAACAUGCCUUACAUCUUCAUCCCCUUAAAAUGAAGCAGUUUCACAAUAGAGAUUAUUCUUGUUGUGAUGCUUGUGGUCGUAUAUAUAAUGGCUAUAGCUAUGGGUGCAAUUACAAAGAUGAAGACUGCUUUAAUCUAGAUGUAAGGUGUGCUUCAAUUUCUGAGCCGUUUGAUUACAAAGGUCAUGAACAUCCCUUGUUUAUAUCUUUAAACCAAGGAGUAGAACCUAUGUGUGACGUAUGCAAAAGAAGAUGUCUUAAACAAUUAAAUUGCAUGAAAUGCAAUUUUGUUGUAUGUUUCAGGUGCGUUACCUUACCAUACAAAGCAAGAUAUCAGCACUACGACACACACUUUCUCACGUUGUUAUGGGGUGAAGAAGUAAGCGAGAAAGAUUGGUGUGAGGUAUGUGAACGUAAUUUACAAGAUACGGGAGCAGAAGCAUUGUGUUACGGGUGCAACGAAUGCUACACAGCUUUUCAUAUUGAAUGCGUAAUUGGUGCAGGCCCAUACAUAAAGCCCUAUAGUUACUUAGGAGGGGGAUCGCAGAAUGAUGUUCAGACUCUUCCCAAAAGUAAUAUUUCUCGACCAUUAUGCGUUUUUUGUAAGAAUCGUUGUCAAGGGAAAAUAUUUAAGAUAGACACCAUCAUAGCAUGUUCUAUAGAAUGUAUUUAUAGAUUGUCGUACACUAUAAAAUUUUAA